This is a messenger RNA of Liolophura sinensis, 3658 nucleotides long. RefSeq names its product zinc finger and SCAN domain-containing protein 2-like. The record is from RefSeq and is a predicted model, not a curated record. The transcript is spliced from 4 exons. Bases 154 to 2988 code for a protein of 944 amino acids. Lineage: Eukaryota; Metazoa; Mollusca; Polyplacophora; Chitonida; Chitonidae.
ACUUUUUAUAACAGCGACAUCGAAAGCGAGGCUCGUGUAUUACGCCACCUGAUCUGAGAUGGCUACUUUCGCCUUCAGAGAACAACUGCACGUGAUGGAAAACGUACCGAACUGUUGAGCAGAACACAGGCAUUCGUGCAAUCGAAUACAAGCAUGGAAUCUGAGGAGAGGGAUUUGUGUAAACACUGCAAGAAACCAUUUGAAAGGCGCCCAAAGGGCUAUCACAGGCAAAGGUGUUCUCUUCUUCUCCCGGAAAUAAAAACUGGAUUUUACUGCUUGACAUGCUUCAAGUUGCUGAAAAGAGGCAGUGUGCCAUUUCCUGGAAACUCUGCCUUAGUGACAGGUUCUACAAAUUCUCAGAAUAUCUCAUCUGAGUGUCCGUUAACGAAUCUCAGCUCAGCAAAUUUAGAGAUUCAUUCUUGUGGAACCAGAGCAGAGGUUCCAAUGGAUAAAGACAUGGAGUCUGAGGAGAAGGAUUUGUGUAAACACUGCAAGAAACCAUUUGAAAGGCGCCCAAAGGGCUAUCACAGACAAAGGUGUUCUCUUCUUUUCCCGGAAAUAAAAACUGGAUUUUACUGCUUGACAUGCUUCAGGUUGCUGAAAAGAGGCAGUGUGCCAUUUCCUGGAAAACCUGCCUUAGUGACAGAUUCUACGAAUUCUCAGAGUACCUCAUCUGAGUGUCUGUUAACAAAUCUCAGCUCAGCAAAUUUAGAGAUUCACUCUUGUGGAACCAGAGCAGAGAUGCAAACUAAAACUUCGGGGAUGAGCAGUAGAAUUCUUAAUGGUAAUAAAAACCACAGAAAUAUCUCAUGUGACCCUGCUGUGUCACUGUGUGAAGAGGAAUCCAAAAAACUGAUGAAGAACUGCGUUUCUGACAGCAGUUGUCAAUCAGACACACCUGCCCUUAAUAUGGCCUAUUCUGGGAAUCAGAACAGGAGUUGGAUGAAUGGUAGCACGGAAACAUUCCAAGUUUCCUGUACAACAGUAUAUUCCCAACUGAGCAGACGUUUCAGUGUGAGUCCAUCAAGUGGCUGGCAGCUGGAUAAUUUUGACGGCCAACGAACUUCUGCACUUGGUAGGCAUUGCGGUGAAGAGGGAUACAGUAGAUCUGUACAGAUGCUUUUACCGUUAAAUGUGAUGAAGAAUGAGUCCCAGCUUGACACACAGCUGGAACCUGGAGAAAUUAUCUUGGGUUUACAAGAUAGUAGACCUAGAUCUAGCUCAGCUGACGGCCUUAUUGGGAGCUAUGUGGGCAAAUGCAUGUCACUGAAUCCACAGAGAUAUGGUGACAUCAAGGAAGAAGCUGUAAAAACUGUAUCGCAUGAGGCACCGCCAGGACAGCCCGGUAUUUCUGUAGAAACAUGCCAGAAGUGUGAUGGGAAUUCUCAGGGAGACAUGUCCACGAUUAAGGAAGAAUGUGUUAAGGUGGUUGGGGCUGGAAAUUGUGGUCACAGUCAUCAUUCUAGCUGGAAAAAUUUUGAUAUUUGUCUGCCCUCAAACUUUACCUGGAUAUCCCAACCCUAUGUAAUGCUAAAACCGUUAACUGAAGCUGACCUGAAAAAUAAUGGUUGCAAACUCAACAGUAGUGGUACUGAUAGCAGGAAAGGUGAAAAGGCUGCCGACAGUGAUAGGAGUAAUGUUGAGGAAGACAGAAAUGAUAGUACUAAAGAUGGAAUUAGUGUUAAUGACGAUAAAGCUGGAAAUGAUGAUGAUGGUGAAGAUGAUGAUGAUACAUCUGGUGGUAUGAGUGACAUUGAUUCUUCUCAGUUAGACCCUGACUGGAAGGAGUGCUCUCGGGAGGGUGGGGAUGGUAGUAGUCCGUCUGUAAGUGACAGGAAACCCUCUGCCCCAGAGAGGUGGAAAUUUAUACUCUGUCCAAAGUAUAUAAAGGCAGAAAUAAAGUUUUUAGAGAAUUUAAGUGCGGCAAUGGAUGGGAAGAAGAAAUGUGACAGUGGUGGAAGUAUUGAGCAGGUGACGUUAAGCUGCCUUCUCUGCGGCCGAACAUUUAAAUAUUUGGAGGAGCUCAGCCAGCAUAUGGCCAAUGUCCAUGGUACCACUCUCGAUCUACCCCUCAAGUGUGAACAGUGUAAGGUUUUAUUUCCCACAUUAAUUAAACUUAAUGAACAUGUUGAAGUAGACCAUCGAUGUAAGAAAUGGUGUCCGAUGUGUGGAUUAAGCUUUGGAAAUGAGAGGAACAGAUCCUAUGUUUCUCACCUUUACAUUCACUUUCCAUGUUAUAGCUGCAAAGAUUGUGACGCCCGAUUUUCUGUGGUACGAGAUCUUAUGCUGCAUACAAGCCAAACAGGUCACCAGCCUGCGAACAAGUGCGACAGAUGCAAACAUGUGGCCAAAUCGGAGAAAUGUUUAAGACGCCAUGUACAAAAGCAUGACAAAAGUGGUUUUUAUAAGUGUGAUUUAUGUGAUGCAGCAAUAAAAAAUCCAUGGGGUAUAAUCAGCCACUAUGCUACACAUCCUGGCAUUAGAAUCUACACAUGUCCAUUUUGCAAGAAAAGCUUAAAGAGCCAGAAAUCUGUCACUAGUCAUGUGCGUCACUAUCAUGGGCCUAAUAUAUGUCCCUGCCUAAUCUGUGGAAAGAUAACCCCUAAAGUAUUAUUAAAGACUCACAUGGUCACCCAUGCUCGUAAGACUCAUGGCUGUCCAAAAUGUGAUAAAAAAUUUGCCUCGACUGAACGUGUUCAGAACCACAUAAAAUACAUUCACACCAGAGAUCAUAGCAAGAGGCCAUUCUUGUGUGAUUUGUGUGGUAAGGGUUGGCCCAGCAAGUCUCAUCUACUAUUACACCAACAAGUGCACAGUGACCAAAUGUUUUUCCAGUGUGACUUGUGUGGCAAGCAAUUUAAGAGAAGACAUAAUCUUACAAGCCACUUCAAAUCCCACUCACUGCAACGCGACUAUCAAUGUGAUAUCUGUGGGGAUCGCUUUAAGUGGAAACACAAUUUGGAGAAUCAUCUGAAAACACAUUCAUAGGAAUCUUCUCAUUCUGGGUUUAUAUAUACUGGUACUCCAGUUUUUAGUCUUCAUCAUUACAUCUCAGCCAAAUUUUGACAAAGGGUAUCGUCAGAGUGAUACUAGUACAUGUUAGCCUAUGCAUUGUGAAAACAUGUUCAGAACUAUAUCUGCAUGUAAAUCUGUAUAUGAGCAUGGAGGUAAAAUGGUGGAUCGCCCAAACAUGCAAAAGCUGAUCCCAUAAUGGUGGAUCGCCCAAACAUGCCCAAGCUGAUCCCACAAUGGUGGAUCGCCCAAACAUACCCAAGCUGGUCCCAUAAUGUUGGAUCGCCCAAACAUGCCCAAGCUGAUCCCACAAUGGUGGAUUGCCCAAACAUGCCCAAGCUGAUCCCACAAUGGUGGAUCGCCCAAACAUACCCAAGCUGGUCCCAUAAUGUUGGAUCGCCCAAACAUGCCCAAGCUGAUCCCACAAUGGUGGAUCGCCCAAACAUGCCCAAGCUGAUCCCAUAAUGGUGGAUCGCCGAAACAUGCCCAAGCUGAUCCCAUUGUGGUGAGUGCAAAAUGACCUUUGACGUAGUUCCUCAGAUCAAGAUCAUAUUUGAGUUAGUUAAUUAUAAGUUCAUGUCUGUAAUUCUGUACAAUGUUGGUGUCUCCAAGACCAUUGAACUGUACGAAUCAAUAUCUGGCAAAU